Molecule: messenger RNA, 828 nt
Organism: Pipistrellus nathusii (Nathusius's pipistrelle)
Lineage: Eukaryota; Metazoa; Chordata; Mammalia; Chiroptera; Vespertilionidae
Source: the annotation of a GenBank genome assembly
AUGUCCUACGGUCCCUUAGACAUGUAUCGGAACCCGGGGCCCUCGGGGCCCCCGCUUCGGGACUUCAGCAGCAUCAUCCAGACGUGCAGCGGCAAUAUUCAGCGGAUCAGCCAAGCCACUGUUCAGCUAAAGAAUUUGAUGAGCCAACUAGAAACUAAGCAGGACUCCGCCAAGCUACAGGAAAAUCUGCAGCAGCUGCAACACUCUACAAAUCAGCUUGCCAAGGAAACAAAUGAAUUACUGAAGGAAUUAGGGUCCUUGCCCCUCCCCUUAUCUACUUCAGAACAGCGCCAGCAGAGACUUCAAAAGGAACGCCUCAUGAAUGACUUCUCUGCAGCCUUAAACAAUUUCCAGGCUGUGCAGAGAAAGGUGUCUGAAAAGGAAAAGGAGAGUAUUGCCAGAGCAAGAGCUGGAUCUCGACUUUCUGCAGAAGAGAGGCAAAGAGAGGAGCAGCUCGUCUCAUUUGACAGCCAUGAGGAGUGGAACCAGAUGCAGAGCCAGGAGGACGAGGUGGCCAUCACCGAGCAGGAUCUGGAACUUAUUAAGGAGAGGGAAACGGCCAUUCGGCAGCUGGAGGCUGACAUUUUGGAUGUCAAUCAGAUAUUUAAAGAUUUGGCUAUGAUGAUCCAUGACCAGGGUGAUCUGAUUGAUAGCAUAGAAGCCAAUGUGGAAAGCUCAGAGGUGCAUGUGGAAAGAGCCACUGAUCAGUUACAGCGAGCGGCUUACUAUCAGAGAAAAUCUCGCAAGAAGAUCUGUAUCCUGGUGCUUGUCCUGACAGUGAUUGCUGCUCUCUUCGGACUUAUUAUGUGGCUAGUUUAUAGGAAGUGA